AUGGGCUGCACGGGCAGCGCCCUGCGCUGCUGCCCCGCCGGGGACAAGGUAGGGCUGCGGGGCGCCGGGGGGUGUCCGGCGUGGGGACGGGCUCGGGUGGGACAGAGGGGGCGUGGGAGACCGGCUUCCCAGGAGCUCACAGCUUUGAAGACAGAGAACGCCAACGCCACCCUACAGCAUGGAGCUGGGCAGGAGAAGGCAGCGCUGCGGGACGAGCAGGGCACGGAGGCUGCACAACUGCUCCGAGGACAUGAGGAGGAGGAGGAGAGGCUGCGGGGAGCCCCGGGGACAGAGGCCGAGGGACCCCGAGGUGUCAGCACCCAGGUGGAAAAGGGAAAAGACGUGGAGCUGAAGGAGCAGCUCUCGGAGCGGUUCGAUGCCCUGCGGAGAGAGCACGAGGAGACCCUGCAAGAGCUCCGGAGAGCGCACGAGCAGGAGAAGCUGCUGCUGGCGGAGUCCCACCACAGGUCCCAGGAGACCUUACAGGAGACGGUGGAGGCGCUGAGGUCCCAGCUGAAGUCCUUCCAGGAGAGGAUGAAGCGGGUGGAGGAAUCGCUGCUGAGCAGAGACUACAAGAAGCACAUCGAGGAGCACGGGAGCCCCAGCCCGUUCUGGGAGCAGGAGCUGGAGAGCCUGCACUUUGUCAUCGAGAUGAAGAACGAGCACAUCCACGGCCUGGACAAGAAGCUGCUAAACCUGGAGACCGUGGCGGAGAGGAACCUGCUGCUGGAGGAGAAGGUGAAAACCCUGCAGCAGGAGAACGAGGACCUGCAGGUGCGCACCCAGAACCACCUGGUGAUGACGAGGCAGCUCUCGGAGGAGCUGCUGGCCGCCCGCGGGGCGCUGGAGAAGGAGUCGCAGCUGCGGGAGCAGGCUCGCCGCGAGAAGGAGGAGCUGCUGUACCGCGUGCUCAACGGGGGGGACGGCUCCCCCUUCCCCAUCGCUGCUGGAGACGUGCCCCUCAUCGCCACGUAG
Messenger RNA from Cygnus atratus (black swan), 975 nucleotides. RefSeq names its product coiled-coil domain containing 69 (gene CCDC69). Gene Ontology annotation, cellular component: nucleus; cytoplasm. Gene Ontology annotation, molecular function: microtubule binding. The transcript is spliced from 9 exons. Bases 1 to 975 code for a protein of 324 amino acids. The record is from RefSeq and is a predicted model, not a curated record. NCBI's taxonomy places the organism in Eukaryota, Metazoa, Chordata, Aves, Anseriformes, Anatidae.